This is a messenger RNA of Ictalurus furcatus (blue catfish), 3798 nucleotides long. RefSeq names its product ITPR interacting domain containing 1 (gene itprid1). The record is from RefSeq and is a predicted model, not a curated record. The coding region runs from base 164 to 2974 and encodes 936 amino acids. NCBI's taxonomy places the organism in Eukaryota, Metazoa, Chordata, Actinopteri, Siluriformes, Ictaluridae. The transcript is spliced from 17 exons. Gene Ontology annotation, molecular function: signaling receptor binding.
GUCAAAUAACCGUAAAAAAGGUUUAGGUUUUCAAAGAGACCUGCCAGAGGACAUACAGUAUGGAUACGGGUUAAGCAUCAUCAGGUUGCUUGAAGGAUUACAAACUGCAGCUGUUGUUUGGAAGGCUUUGACCUGUGAUGAGGUGGAUUUUGUGACUGCAGAAAUGGAUGCUGAUCAUGUAGGUGAUAAAAGAGCAAGACUAUUGGCGUCUAAAACCAGAUGGAGUGAGAUGGAUGACGUAACUGCUACUCAGCCAGUCAUUAGUGCUGAUACAGAAAAGUGUAAUCAAGACAGCAUUAAUCAGAGGCACAUUCAUAUUAAUGAUAAAGAUGCUAAACGAGAGAAUGUUCAAGAAUAUGAAGCUCAGCAUCUGAGGAAGACCGGCAUGUCUGAAGAUGACUUAGCACUUAUUUUAAAAGAUUCUUCAUCUGGUAAAACGACUUUGAACACUGUGCAAGGAUUUCUUAGUUCAUAUCCAGAAAGACCACCUCUGACCUCUGCCUGGAACAGCUUGACAUCAGGCAUUGUAGGUCAUUCUGGACCACCAAGUACCAUGGAUGUCCUGAGCCUCUGGCAGGAUGAUCCAGAGGAGUUGCUAUUGGAUCUGGGCUUUGGUGCUGAGGAGCCUGACAUCACAGUGAAGAUCCCAGCCCGUUUUAUCAACCAUAAGUCCCAGGCCCGUGGCAUCAACAUCCAGGUCUUCUUGGAGGCUCAGCAGAACCGCAUAGAUAUAGAGAAUCCAGAUGUCAGAAAUCGGUUUAGGCAGAUAGAGGUGCUACAGCAGGUCACUACCGCCUUCAAUUCCUUGGUUGGAGGGGUCAUUCCAGAUUCACAGAGACCUGUGGAAUCUCAGCUCUCAGAAGAAGCCAGGGUGAGGAGGAAACGGGUUGGCAUGCUCUUCCAGAAUGCCUCCAAGAAGUCACUUAGCCAACUGGCCAAUUCCCGAGACCAGCAGCCGGUCUCCCCUUCGUUGGCAGGCCAAUCCUCCAGCCCAGAGCUGCCUGGAGAUCUUCCUUUUGACAAACGAAUCCCGCUGAAACGUGCCAGCCUUAGCCCUCUGGUAGAGGAGCAGACCUUAAUCUCAGAAGGAGCUGAAUCCACUGAGACCACAACCCUCCCUCAGGUUAAGGGCAGCAGUCCAAGGGGAGGUAGAGAACUGAAGAAUGUUACAUCAGCCCUCGACUCUGCAAAAGGGGGUACAGGAGUGCCAGCAGAGUCUUUUGAGCUGGAAGAGAUCCAGAGCUUUGAUGAGGGAAGCAUAGGAGGAACCUGCACUGGCACUCCUGAUCAGCCAGCUAACGAGCGGGCAUGCCUCUCACGAGUGAGGACAAAUAGCUGUCAGUCUGACAGUAGUGGGUUUUUGGAAGAACCGUUCGUUCCUGCUUACCCCAACCCCGGACAUGAGCUCAUGAAGGUACUGAAUGCCAUGUCAGGGGAAAGCACGGAAAGCCCACAGAAGAGUGUGGACCUGCAGGAAACAGCAGCCAACUCUCCAUAUACACAGGACUCUGAUAAGUUGCUUAAACAGACUGAGACCUCUGCAACAGACUCAAAUAUUGAUACAGCAAAGGGACCAGCAUGUAUUGGGAUGAUAAUAAGUACUGGAGACACCAAUAGAACAGAUUGUUUGGUAAAGGAGGACGUUGUGCAGAAGGACAUUGUUGGUGACUGUGUGGGAGAAAGUACUACAUUACAGAAAGACUCAUCAGGUCUAUGUGACCAUGGUGCCAAUACCAUACAAAGUAAUACAUUACAAAAGGACACAAUGGGCCUACAUAAUGACAGUGCCAGUACUGUACAAAAUACCACAUUACAAAAGGGCUUACCGGUUCUACACGACUAUGAUGCCAGUUUUGGAGAAAGUACCAAAUUUCAAAAGAACUCACUAAAUCCAUCUCAUGAUGUGGUUGUGGGAGGUGAUUCACAGAUGAAAUCAGAUGUUUCUGUGUUUAAAACAGACUCUUCUUCCACUGACCCAAAAGCAGGUACAGAAAACAAAGUCCCAUACUCCACAGAAGGAUACUGCGGACGUUCUGUCUCAGUGCAGAUGUGCUCGGGCUUGGCCUCCCAGAGUUCUCUAAGAGGCAGUAUCAGCCACACCUCAUCAACAGGGCACAGUCCCACCAGUGAUGUUCAGCUCAGAAGAGAGUGCAGGGAACAGUUAGACUCAGAUGUGGCUAAUAACUCAGACAAUGCCCAAAGCACAAACACUCCUACAACAAUGGAACACCCAUUACCCAACCCUUGGCGCUCUCAGGAGAGUUUCAAGGGACCACACUCAACAUCUGUCAACAAGGUCCGGUCUUAUGAGGAGGACACACGGUGGGAGGCAGUGCUUUGGUCAGGACCUCAGACCUGUGGCCCCUGUGGGCAAAAACGACGAUGCUGCUGCCAGAAUAAGAACAGCGAGGAACAGUACUCUGGCAGUUCAGAACAGCCACUCCCAGACUCCAGUCUGCCUUAUUCCAUGGAGGAAUUGAUAGGCAUGAUGAGAUGUAUGUGGAAGUUCCGGAAAAUGUUGACAGAGAUUGAGGAGAGGCUGGAGGAGGAGCAGGAGACUGUAAAUAGUUCUUUCUCAGAUGAACGCAGGGCAGAGGUGCAGGACAUUCUGAAGCUGAGAACUGCUGUCAAAAAGGAAUCUGAAAUGUUGGAACAACAGCUCAGUGAUCUGGUUCAGGCCUAUGACGACAGCAUGAAAAUGAAGAUGAGCAGACUUUUGGAUGAGCAGUCCCACCUGUGCACUCAGCUGAGGUUUACACCCCAACCUGGACACAUCUCCAAAAAAAGUGUGGGCAUUCAGUGCACUUUGCUGACAGACAGCCCUGAGUCAUGUCUCCCUACACAACUCACAGACGACAUGAGGCUAAUUCACAACAACGAAUGGAGCCAUGGCUGCAAGCCCGACAAGCUGGACUUUGUAGGAUUUAUCAAAAGCUUAAAGGAUGGAUCCAUCAACAAUGAUUCACUGGAAUGAAAAAUUCUUCAACAUCAAGAGUGAGGAAGAUAAAAGAAUCUUGGUGUAGUAUUUUGAUGUGUUAUUAUAAUUUUAUUUUUCAAAUAAAAUUCUGUAAAAUAUUUUAUAAGCUGAAUUAUUUUUUUAGUCAUAUUCAAUGAAAUGUUAUGUAUGUCUUGAAUCCAAGACCAGUAAAAUCAGUCAAUGUAAGAAUUUUACACACGUCUACGGUGUUGUGGUGUUGCUCCUAAUAAUUUGGAGGCACAGGCCUGUAAAUCCUGAAAUAAAAGCCACUGUCAUAAAUGAUAAAUGAAUUUAAUUACAAAGUAAUUAUUUUUUGGAGGUAACCUAUUUAGGUGAAGACAUUUGUAGUAUAUGUGUAUUCAAACACUACAAAAAAAUAAAAAAAUGUUUGCCAAUGAUUAUUGUUUUGUUAUUGUGCAGGUAAUAUUAUCAGGGAAAUUUUUUGUGUGCCAACGUAUUCUGAAAUGUCUCAUUUAUUAUAAGAUCAUAUUCAAAAAUCCCUUCAGCUCCUUUUUGCUGGAUGUUCAUCUGCAUUUUCCACAAUCUUACUUCUUUUUGUCAAAUUGUCCUACUUGAAUUGUCCUAGCAUAGAAGACAAAAAUGAUCAUGCUGCAAUUAGUGGAAUGUGUUGGAGUCCUUGCUACUCAGUUUAUUAAUUGUUUGUUUGUCCACUUUACUGCCACCUAUUGCAUACAGAGACUCCACAUGGAUGUUUUCAUGCUGUACCACUAACCACUAGGUGAGGGAGGCAUUAUGUUUUUUGGUUUUGUCAUGCGUCCAUCUGAGAUUCUCGUUAGAUCCAUAUCUCAAGAAUGAGUGGU